Xyrauchen texanus (razorback sucker) is the source of this 720-nucleotide messenger RNA. It is a transcript of the gene polr2l, whose product is annotated as RNA polymerase II, I and III subunit L. Gene Ontology annotation, cellular component: RNA polymerase I complex; RNA polymerase III complex; RNA polymerase II, core complex. NCBI's taxonomy places the organism in Eukaryota, Metazoa, Chordata, Actinopteri, Cypriniformes, Catostomidae. The transcript has 3 exons. Gene Ontology annotation, biological process: transcription by RNA polymerase II; tRNA transcription by RNA polymerase III; transcription by RNA polymerase I. The record is from RefSeq and is a predicted model, not a curated record. The coding region runs from base 72 to 275 and encodes 67 amino acids. Gene Ontology annotation, molecular function: DNA-directed RNA polymerase activity; DNA binding; zinc ion binding.
AUGCGUUUGUUUUGAGCUGUGCAAGAGAAACGUGGAGAGUGCGCUACUGUUUCGGAUUCUUCUCCUUCACCAUGAUCAUCCCCGUGCGUUGCUUCACUUGUGGGAAAAUUGUUGGGAACAAAUGGGAGGCGUAUUUAGGACUUCUUCAAGCAGAGUAUACAGAAGGUGAUGCUCUUGAUGCUCUGGGUUUGAAGAGAUACUGCUGUCGCCGGAUGCUUCUAGCCCAUGUGGAUCUUAUUGAGAAGUUGUUGAAUUAUGCACCUCUGGAGAAGUGAUGAGCUUUCAGCGCAGUAGAAGAUGGACCUCUGCUCAAAUUCUUAUAUUUGUAUUGACUCAGUGAACAUAAUGGAAGAGAUACAGUCAUGGCAUCAGAGCCAUACAUGGCCUUUUCUGUAAACUACAUCUGAAGCAUGCUUGUGAUGUUGGAUUUUUGAUUACUUUUUGUUAAAUAAAGUUUGAAAUGUAUAUGUUGUAGAUUUCAUUACGUUUAUAAUCUCAUGAUUGCUUAGAGUAUGUAUAACUUGAAUACCUCUUUUGCGUCCUGUGUUUAAUCAACGUUUUUUAAGAAAUAUGGUCUUCCCAACUGUACUAUCUUGACAUCUUUAAUAAUGUAAAUGUUUGUACAUAAAAACAAAUCAAAGGAAUCGAUCAUGAAUUAGCUUAUUUACUCACAUGUAUUUUUGAAACCCAUAUGAUGUUAUUUUUUCCAUGCAACACCAA